Anopheles bellator is the source of this 1225-nucleotide messenger RNA. RefSeq names its product protein big brother (gene Bgb). Gene Ontology annotation, biological process: regulation of transcription by RNA polymerase II. Bases 97 to 789 code for a protein of 230 amino acids. Gene Ontology annotation, molecular function: sequence-specific DNA binding; transcription coactivator activity. The record is from RefSeq and is a predicted model, not a curated record. The transcript is spliced from 3 exons. NCBI's taxonomy places the organism in Eukaryota, Metazoa, Arthropoda, Insecta, Diptera, Culicidae. Gene Ontology annotation, cellular component: nucleus; core-binding factor complex.
GAACUGCUGACCGAACCGGACCCCAGACCGGCCGCCAGGAUACUGUCGUACGGGACAGCGGACGAUUCGGCUGCCGCCGCCGCCGCAGCCGCCGCCAUGAUGAACGACCCGGCCGCGCUCGGGAUGAUCCCGUUCGAUACGAUCGGGCUGUACGAGCAGCCGAAGCCGCGCUUCAUUUUCAAGAUGCCCCGCGUAGUGCCGGACCAGAAGUCCAAGUUCGAGAGCGACGACCUCUUCAAGAAGCUCAGCCGCGACAGUGAGGUUCGAUACACCGGGUUCCGGGACCGCCCGAUCGAGGAGCGGCGCGGCCGAUUCCGGGCCGGGUGCUGCGAGGGCCACACGGAGGUGUCGUUCGCCGCGACCGGCAUCAACCUGCAGCUCGUCUUCAAUCCGAACCAUGGCCUCUACCACCACCCGCACCACCACCACCACCUCCACCCGGCGCACCUCGGCCUGGAGAAGGAGUGUGACUUCGACAAGGAGCACGGCAAGGUUCACAUCAAGUCGCACUUCAUCAUGAACGGGGUUUGUGUGCGCUUCCGCGGCUGGGUCGACAUGGAGCGGCUGGACGGGAUCGGGUGCCUGGAGCUGGACGAGAAGCGGGCCGCCCAGGAGGACGCGAUCCUGCGCGAGCAGCUCGAGCGGUACAACCAGCGGCUGCGCGACUUCGAGGACAAGCAGCGCACCUACCAGCGCACCACGCAGGACGAGUUCGACCAGAUCCGCCGGAACGGGUCCGGCAUCGGGGUGGGGGUGACGGCCGGUGCGUCCGGCAUGUGGCGGCGAUAAGCCGAUCCCGCCGUCGCCCGCUCAACUGUGCCAAACUCCGGCAGGAGCCACAACGCGAAGAAUGUCCUUAACGCCUGACAAACGGACUGGGGUGGGGCCCCAGAGACCCCCACGGUGGUUCCGGUGCUGCGAAGAAGGCACACGAGACAGAGAACGUAGAGAGGGGUGGGUAGAGAACGACCGGUCGCCAUUUUCCUUUCCUCUUUUUUUUUUUCGUUGGCCCCAUUUUUCGUUUUGUUUUAAUUGAGUUUUGUGCGAGAUCGAGAUGUUCCGGAUCCGGAUUUUUGUUGCCGCCGGUAAGGUAAACAGAGUAAGAGGCCAACAGAGUUCGGCUUGGGCUCCAGUGUGUGUUGUGUAUGUGUAGGAACACAGUGGAUUAGUAGUAGUAGUAGGAGUAGCAACCGAAACAAUGCACACAAUUUCAGUCUAGUUUGGU